GCCUACAAUACGGAAAGCUGUGUUUUCCCAAAGUCAACUAAAUGACUAAGAAGGCAUGAUUUGUGAUUUGGCUUGAUAGGGUGUAGGUGUGUAAACCCUUAGACCUCCCCCAACGAUAAGGGACAUGCGAGAGUCGUUCCUGAAGUUUACAACAUGGUGUGUCAUACAAGGGUCGUAUAUUUGACGCACAGUCCAAGUCUCUAACAGCUCAUUUCCUUUCAGAGGCUCAGAAAAUGAGGAUGUAUCAGUGCGUUCUAUUCGCUCUCACUGGCCUUGUUUGUGGGCUGCUUGCCUUCCAAAUGCCGGAAAUCUGCAACCAGGAUGCCGUGGUCGGGCAAUGCAGGGCCAUGCUGUCUAGGUACUACUACGACGUCAAAGCCAAGGCGUGCUACAACUUCAUGUACGGCGGCUGUCACGGCAAUCAGAACAACUUUGAGACCAAGGACCAGUGUGAGCUGACGUGUAUGGGCACGUCGUUUAGUGGACUACCACAGUCGCACAUCUUAAGCAGGCCUAGGAAUACAUCCGACAUGUGUUACCUGGAGCCGGUAGUCGGCAAGUGUAAGGCGACCAUCGAACGGUACUACUACGACCAAAAGAGCAAAGCCUGCAACACGUUUAACUACGGCGGCUGUGAGGGCAAUGCCAACAACUUCGAGACCAAACAACAAUGCCUGCACGAGUGCACGGAAGCCGGGAAAAGAAUCGUAGCCAAGCCUUGCUUCCAGGCACCCGACACGGGAGACUGCAAGGCUGCGAUCAGCAGGUAUUAUUACGACCCAGCGACGAGGAAGUGCGCCACGUUCUUGUACGGCGGCUGUAAGGGCAACAACAACAACUUCCAGACUAUAGACCAGUGUGAGAACGAAUGCUUGGACGACUCGGCGGAACCUAAAGAUCACGACAGACCCACAUACUGCCAGGAGGAGGCGGACGCGGGGCCAUGCAGGGCCAGCAUCAAACGGUUCUACUACCACCCCACCUCCGGCAGGUGUAUCGAGUUCUUCUACGGGGGCUGCCAGGGGAACAGGAACAACUUCGAGACCCAGGAGGAGUGCGCGCUGCACUGCGCCUCACUCUCCAUGACCAAAGGCGGAAACACGGCCUCGGCCUUGACCUUGAAUGUACCAAUGGCCUUUGUGUUGGUCCUGUGUCUACUCUAUAUCCGUGUUUUACCUUAGUUUUGUUUCAACAUUAUCAUUCAACAGACAUACUGUUUUGGUCGUUCAUAGUUGCACACUGCUUGUAAAAUACUUAUUGAAUAGAAUGUAUUAUAAUUUAGGACGUUAAAAAAAUUAUUGUACAUAUUUCAUUUCAUCAGUGCUAACAAACAAUAAAACAACAUUUUGCCUACA
This is a messenger RNA of Physella acuta, 1355 nucleotides long. Its product is annotated as carboxypeptidase inhibitor SmCI-like. Gene Ontology annotation, molecular function: serine-type endopeptidase inhibitor activity. Lineage: Eukaryota; Metazoa; Mollusca; Gastropoda; Physidae. The record is from RefSeq and is a predicted model, not a curated record.